CCACUGGACCAAUUGGGGACCUCAACGCCAUCACUGCUUCCUCUUGCUCUGAUUGGAAGACACGACCCGUCGCUCACCUUGGAUGAGAGCGAACACAAACUGCCAAGAUGAAGCAUUACGAGGUGGAGAUUCUGGAUGCCAAGACCAAGGACAAACUCUGCUUCCUGGACAAGGUUGAGCCAAAUGCCACUAUUGGGGAGAUCAAGUGUAUGUUCCACAAAAGCCAUCCUCAAUGGUACGCAGCCAGACAGUCCAUCCGCCUAGACCCAAAGGGUAAGUCUCUAAAGGAUGAGGAUGUUCUGCAGCAUCUUCCUGUGGGAACCACGGCAACCUUCUACUUCCGAGACCUGGGAGCUCAAAUCAGCUGGGUCACCGUGUUUCUGACAGAGUAUGGUGGUCCUCUCCUCCUCUACCUAAUGUUCUACUUCCGUGUUCCCUUCAUCUACGCCCCCAAAUAUGACUUCACCACCAGCAAGCACUGGGUCGUACAUCUAGCCUGUAUGUGUCACUCCUUCCACUACCUGAAGAGACUCCUGGAGACCCUGUUUGUCCAUCGCUUCUCCCACGGGACCAUGCCGCUACGCAACAUCUUCAAGAACUGCACCUACUACUGGGGCUUUGCUGCCUGGAUGGCCUACUAUAUUAACCACCCUCUAUAUACACCACCUACAAUCUAUGGUGAGCAGCAGGUCAGGAUUGCCCUAAUCAUCUUUCUGUUCUGUCAGGUUGGUAACUUCUCCAUCCAUAUCGCCCUGCGGAACCUCCGCCCACCAGGAUCUAAGACCAGGAAGAUCCCCUACCCCACUAAGAACCCCUUCACCUGGAUCUUCCUGCUGGUCUCCUGUCCCAACUACACCUAUGAGCUGGGCUCGUGGUUUGGCUUCACCUUGAUGACUCAGUGUCUGCCGGUGGCUUUCUUCACGGCGGUGGGCUUCAUCCAGAUGACGGUGUGGGCCAAGGGGAAGCACCGCAGCUACCUGAAAGAGUUCCGGGACUACCCUCCUCUUCGCUCGCCCAUCCUCCCCCUUCGUCCUCUAGAGGAGAAUGGAGACCCCCCCUCCAUCCCAAACCUACACUGGACUGAGAACCCUGCCCCCUUGACCCCCCCAAACAUUUUGAGGAGACUGUCUUAUACUAUGCUUUCCCGCACAGAAGUUUCUGCCUAACAACGCUCCUUAACCCACUUUUGAUUGGCUAUUGUUAUUUUUCUUAUUAGUGUUUUGGCUGUUUUAAUAACCUGACUGACAGUCUGGCCUGUCUCAAAUGGUACACUACAGGGCCCUCUGGUCAAAAGUAGUGCACUACAUAGGGGCUAGGGAGCCAUUUGGGAUGUAACAAGGUGUAGGCCUAUCUGCUCUGGGUUACUUUAGUUUCUUUUUUACUCAAAUGUUUGGAAGUAUAACAACACCAAAGUCUCUGAUCAGAAAUGGGAAGUAAACCAUGAGACACUUUUGGUCGUUCUGUUGGAACUUUCAUUAGAAGUCAUUCAGUUGAUAAACCAUGUCUUGAUGAUAUAGACUGUUACUAGACUGGAGACUAAUACACACCACUGUUACCACACUGGAGAUGGGGGCCAUAUGAUACAAUAGAACACUAAAUGGAAUGCAUCUCUAAGGCUGCAUUUACAGGCAGACCAAUUGUUAUUUCCCCCCCCCACAAAUUGUUCUUUUGACCAAUCACAGAUCCUUUUCAGACCUGAUUGACAAAUGAGUGAGAAAAUCAGAAUUGGGCUGCCUGUCUAAUCCCAGCCUGUGAUGGGGACGGAAUGAGAAACUAAAUUCAGAUUCUAUUCGAUCAGUUGAUGGAUCUAGAUUGUAGCAGAGCUACUGUCAGAGGGAAAGAUGUCCAUAUGAUCUAGGAUCAGCUCCCCUCUUCUAAUCAUUAUGAAAUAAAAGGCUAACCUGAUCCUAGAUCAGGUGUUGUCAGAGACGCUCA
Molecule: messenger RNA, 1935 nt
Organism: Salmo salar (Atlantic salmon)
Lineage: Eukaryota; Metazoa; Chordata; Actinopteri; Salmoniformes; Salmonidae
Source: RefSeq, a predicted model, not a curated record